GAAGCUCUUUCGGAGAGAUCCUGACGAGGAGGAGCAUAAUGGAGUGGAUGAUAUGACCAAGCUGACUUACUUGCACGAGCCUGGUGUGCUUUACAAUCUUAAGAGGAGAUACGUUCUCAAUGAUAUCUACACAUACACUGGAAGCAUUCUGAUCGCUGUUAAUCCAUUUAAGAAGCUUCCACAUCUCUACGAUGCGUACAUGAUGGAACAGUACAAGGGAGCACCAUUCGGUGAGCUCAGUCCUCAUGUUUUUGCAGUUUCUGAAGUUGCAUACAGAGCAAUGAUGGACGACAGUCGAAGUCAGUCUAAACUCGUCAGCGGUGAAAGUGGAGCUGGCAAAACUGAGACAACGAAACUAAUCAUGCAGUAUCUUACAUUUGUUGGGGGACGUGCAGCUGUAGAUGAUAGAAGUGUUGAGCAGCAAGUCCUUGAAUCAAAUCCACUUUUGGAAGCAUUUGGCAACGCGAAAACAGUUAGAAACGAUAAUUCUAGCCGUUUUGGCAAGUUUGUCGAAAUUCAAUUUGACGCAAAUGGUAGAAUAUCUGGUGCUGCAAUCAGAACCUACCUUCUGGACUCUGGAGAGAUCACGUGUAGUCCGGAUAACAGACCCUGA
Raphanus sativus (radish) is the source of this 613-nucleotide messenger RNA. Its product is annotated as myosin-15-like. Gene Ontology annotation, molecular function: actin filament binding; ATP binding; microfilament motor activity. The transcript is spliced from 5 exons. Lineage: Eukaryota; Viridiplantae; Streptophyta; Magnoliopsida; Brassicales; Brassicaceae. Gene Ontology annotation, cellular component: myosin complex; vesicle; actin cytoskeleton. Gene Ontology annotation, biological process: actin filament organization; vesicle transport along actin filament. The record is from RefSeq and is a predicted model, not a curated record. Bases 53 to 613 code for a protein of 186 amino acids.